This is a messenger RNA of Sesamum indicum (sesame), 1202 nucleotides long. RefSeq names its product cytochrome b561 domain-containing protein At2g30890. Gene Ontology annotation, molecular function: transmembrane monodehydroascorbate reductase activity; heme binding. Lineage: Eukaryota; Viridiplantae; Streptophyta; Magnoliopsida; Lamiales; Pedaliaceae. The record is from RefSeq and is a predicted model, not a curated record.
AUUAACAAAGAGCAAAAAGCACUUCUCCAGCUGCUUUUCUCUUUCAAAUUAGCCUUAUUUGCUGCUUUCCUUGUUCUUAUAGGCGUUUGCCGGCCAUCUCCACAGAAGCUGGUGGCUUUUGCGUUGCCCGUCGGGCUCCCCGUCCUCAAUCUUGUAGCGUCGGUUGGCUCAUCUCAAGGGCAUACGGAGAUGGAAAGCGUCGUUCAGUCGAGCAACAAAUACAAGAUCACUCCUAAACUGUUAUUUGAGAUCAAACUCCAUGGAUUUCUGCUGUGGGCUUCAGUUGGUUUCCUAAUGCCAGUUGCUAUACUUAUAAAGAGGAUGUCCAUCAGAGAGGAAUCCGGCAGAAGGCUGAGAAUCAUAUUCUACAUUCAUGCUAUCACACAGGUUUUGGCAGUCCUGCUUGCAACAGCUGGGGCUGUAAUGUCAAUAAAAUACUUCGACAACUCCUUCAGCAAUGAUCACCAGAGAAUAGGGUUAGCUUUUUACAUUAUCAUGUGGUUGCAAGCAUUGAUUGGCAUCUUCAGGCCUCACAGGGGAAGCAAAGGCAGAAGCAUAUGGUUUGUUUUCCACUGGCUUGUGGGAAUAUCAGUGUCUUUACUUGGAGUCAUCAACAUAUACACAGGCCUACAAGCCUACCAUGACAGAACAUCAAAGAAUGUGAGGGUUUGGACCAUCAUUUUCACUCUUCAGAUCUCUCUCAUACUCUUCUUCUACAUUCUUCAAGAGAAAUGGAACUAUAUACAGAAACAAGGCGCAGUUCUGGGAAAUAAGCCCGUCCAACCCACCGAUCAAGAGAUGUCUCCGAGGUGCCCGGAGAAAGCAGCACCAUCUCAACCUUGCUGAGAAUUAAUAUACAUGUUUUAAUUAAAUAAAUUAUCUCUAUAUUACUUGUCGACACUCGAUAUAAAAAAAAGCUGAUAAUAGAUAUUAUCACUAAUUAUAUAUAUUAAAUGACAAGAAUUUUUGUUCUGUCACAAUGAUGAUUUCCUAACUUUCGUUGGUGAUUGGAAUUUUUUGAAAAUUGUAUUGUGACAAAAUCAAAAUUAUUGUCGUUUGAUAUAUAUAUUUUUUUAUGAUAUAUAGUUUUAAAAUUAUCAUUUAAUAUUUGUAACUAUUUUUCUUUUUUUUUUUAUUUAUAGUGAGUGGAUUCUUUUCAAUGACUAUGCAUUAUUGUAGCAAAAGGUAAUGGGAUGUGGUUC